This is a messenger RNA of Adineta steineri, 1776 nucleotides long. The record is from the annotation of a GenBank genome assembly. Lineage: Eukaryota; Metazoa; Rotifera; Eurotatoria; Adinetida; Adinetidae.
AUGACAACCAAUAAUCAACAUCAAUUAUCAUUAAAACUCGAUCAACUUUUUAAUGGAUAUCAAUAUUAUAAUGAAGAAAACAUUCCUAUUAAAGAAUAUCCUGGUGGUUUGCAAUCGAAAUUCGACGAAUUUAAUAGUUUCUAUCAACCAUCUAGUGAUUUAUUUCGUACAAUUACACCAACAUCUCGCGAUAGUGGUAUUCGAAUUCCAUCAUCAUCAUCAUCUACUUCAACUUGUUGUUCACCUGUAUUCGAAAGAACAAGUACAUUAAAAAAUACAUAUACUUCUGAAUUUUUUCUCCAUCCACCAUCUACAAAAAAUCCCUGUCAUAUUAGUUAUCCUUUAAACGAAUCAAUUACACCUAUGUCUUACAUGUACGAUCAAACUUCUCAUCAUUCCCCACAUAGACGUAAUGUACAUUGGAAUGAAGAAUCAUUUAUUUCAUCACGAGAAGAAAAUGAUUUAACUAAUAUUAAACAAUCUGGUCGACAUAUAUUACUCAAUACUAGUUUACCAUAUUAUUCCAAACUUAAUAUUCGUAUUCGUACUCAUCGUGAUGAAUUUAGUGAAAAUGAUCAGGUUAAAGCAAUAGCUAGAAUUGAACGAUUAGAACCUCAAGAAAAUCAAAUACAUAUGAAUUUAUCCCAGCAAGCUUAUGUUGAUCAUUAUUCAACAAUAACACCAAAGAAAAAUAUUGCUACAACAAGAAUUGACUCUCCAAUUCAAUAUAAUUCAUUACCAACACAUCGUCAAAGAUCAUUACCUAUACAUGAACCACUUCUUUUAUAUAUUCGUAAUGGUGAAAUUUAUGCUAGAUUUUUUGUCCUAUUAUUUCUUGAUUGCAUUCAUGCAAAACCAAUUGAUACAGAUUUUUAUCAAUUUGCUCUUCUAUCUGAUAUUCAUAUUGGUGAUACAGGUGCUAAUGCUUUAGGUCGAGCUCGUUCAGCAGUAGCUAAAAUUAAUCAACUUGUAGCAAAUAAAUCAAUAAAUUUACAAGCUGUUUUUAUUACGGGUGAUUUAACAGAUCAUGCUAUGCCAGAUCAAUAUAAUACAGUUCGUACUGUUUUAAAUAAUUUAACUAUACCAUAUUAUCCAAUAAUUGGUAAUCAUGAUCAAUGGCUAUAUAAUUCAACGUGGGAAGAUGUUGCACCUGUCGGUGAUCAAUUAUUUGCUAAAACAUUUGAACAUAUACUUAAUCAAUCAAAUAUUAUUAAUUAUCCAAAUGGAACAGUAUGGAAUCCAUUACAUUCAUGUCAAUCUUGGUUUCAAAAUUAUCGUAUACAAAUACAUAAUAAUAUAUUCAUUGCUCUUGAUUGGAAUAGUCGUCAUCAUGCUGCAGCUUCACUUGGUUAUAAAGGAUCAAUGCCUGGUGCUGAUCUAUAUGAUUUUAAUGGUGGAACAUUUCGAUGGUUAGAAGAACAAUUACAACAACUCGAUAAACAAUCAUCGACUAUUGUUCUUUUACAACAUCAACCAUAUCGUGCACCAUUUUAUAUUCCAGGUGAAAUUUAUGCAUUUGGCGAAGCUAAACGUUUACGUAUCGACCAUUUAUUACGUCAACAUUCAUCAUUAAAUUAUUUCGGUGUUUUUGCUGGACAUUUUCAUAUGUGGUCUGAUGGAACGGCUUUUGAUAAUAUGCCGAAAUUUCGACAAUUCGAAACAGAUGCUUGUAAAGUUGCACAAGCUAUUGCAUUAGUUACGGCAAAUAUUAAAACAGGAGAAAUUAUAAAAAUUGAAAAAUUAUAUGGAGAUGAACCAACUAAUGAAAUAAAGUGA